Messenger RNA from Pseudocercospora fijiensis CIRAD86, 2666 nucleotides. RefSeq lists its product as uncharacterized. Bases 1 to 1926 code for a protein of 641 amino acids. NCBI's taxonomy places the organism in Eukaryota, Fungi, Ascomycota, Dothideomycetes, Mycosphaerellales, Mycosphaerellaceae. The record is from RefSeq and is a predicted model, not a curated record. The transcript has a single exon.
AUGGAGCGCACGCGUCCUGCGCUCUCAAUUGCGCUGCCGCUCAGCUGCCACUACCGCCACGACGACUCCCACAUGCCCAAGACACCAGAGGCACAGCAGUGCGUUGAGGCCCAGUCUGCGACCGAGCCGCCGCCUCCACCACGACCUCAGCCCUUCAAGGUCAAGCGAAAGCGCCCAUCUGCGCCCUUCCAGGAACCCAUCAUGCUCGACACCAACGUUAUCCCGACAAUAGAGAUGUCUGAAGUGCCCACGCAAAUGUCCAGCCCAACCAUGCAGCCGACUUCAGCGCACUUGCUAUCGCCUAUUCCUAUCUCAUCUACUCUACACCGCGCUUUCACUCCGCCAAAAACGCCCGCACCAAAGCUGUACACUUCCUUUAGCCAGCUCGAGAGCCCAAUGGCCGACGAGUGGGAUCUAAUCAACAACACGAAGCCGGCCUUCCAACGCGCUGGUAGCGUUUGCUCAACAUUCUCCGAUUCUUCAGUUUCAUCGUGUGGCAGCUCUGCCUUCUCCAUGCCGACAGGCGGUGGUUACGACAGCCCGCAGUCGGACGCUACCGAUCCCUUCAUGGACGACGAUUUGACUAAGCACGACAAGUUUAUGUCCUCUCCACAGCCCGAGGCUGACACACCUCAAAACAAACGCAUCAAGACGCGACGCAAUGUCACCUGGACUCCACAGAUGGACGACCACCUUUGGAUGACAUUCAUGGCUUACCUUUCCGACCCGACGCUGACGCCUUUCAAGAUGCUUCCUGGCAGCACGCCACCGAUGGGCGUGUGCGACCAGGUGGCAACCAAGGCCAAGCGAACUUGGCGUCCACGCAAGGUCGUCCCCGUCACUCCUGGCUCGAUCGAUGCUCUCUUGGAGGCCGAAGCCCGCCAGCAACGAGAAGGUUCACCCGACACCAUCCGCCCAAGCACUCUGCAAGUCAUGCAAGCGAAGUGGCCCAAGAGUGCUGCUACUCGGCGACGUCUUCGCGAGCUGUGUGCGCGGAGGCCUUCCAUAUCGGCCCAUUACCAACGCAUGCUGCGAACUCGCAGUCCGUCCCCAUUCGAGACCUCGAGUCCCGCCACCAGUGGACUUCCGCUUUCGUCUUCCUUCUCCAAUUAUGAAAUGAUGAAGACGCUUGUCACAUCCACCGCACCUUCAAUGCAACCCGACAGUAUGCUCGCGCAACUUGCCGGUGACGAGCCUCCACCGGCGCCCAAAGCGUCAAGACCACCCCGGCCCGAAGGUUGGUUCGACCGCAUACCACGCUCGAAAGCUCACCAAAAGAGCGCUUCAUUGCAGUCCGAGCUGAAGAUUCACAUGCAAGAUAUGGAUCCCAAGCCUCUCGGCGGCCUCCAUUCGCCUUUUGAUGCAGAGCCUGGUGCUAGUCGCAGCCGCCUCUUGCGCAGCAUGGCAAACACCAAGUCUCUUGGCCGCACGGAGUUCAAUGGAAAGUCAUUGGAUUCACCUUUCGACUUCAAAGUCGGCGCGUCAACAGAUCGUCGCUCACGCAAGCGUCGCUUCAGAUCAGACGAGGAGAAACCACGUCGGCCCGUUCUGACCGAUGAUAUUUUUGGCCCUCCUGUCGACCAGCAGAAUGUGGUGCGUGGCCGUGGCUUCAGCGUUGGGGCUGUCCGUGCUACAGACAAUCUCUCGAAGCUGUGCACACCUCCGUCCAUAAGUAUGGACCACGAGAUGCCUGACAUCUCCAUCACGUUGGCAGAGGCUCCCUCGGGGAGCCGUUCUGCACCACGCCGACUUGUAGAACCUGUCCCAAGGCUUGGAUCACCUUUCAUGGAGACACCACCUCCUCGCCGGCAACAGCAUAAUACAUUUCCUCGUAGCAGUCUGCUCCCAUCCAUGGGCAACCAGGAGCCUUUCCAUCAGCGUUUGCUUGAGCUUGCCAACCAGCAUGCUGGCGAAGAGACCUUGUGAUCUCAACCAGCCUUGACUCACCUUGUUAUCUGUGAAUUGCAUCUGCGCGGCGUACAUGGGCGCUCAAUAGCAUCUCCAGCACCAGCUGCAUGCUGGAGCAAACGACACCUGCAUCUCGAAGUCGACGACGGCAGUCGACUAUGACGAAACGAUAUCACGACCACAUCCGGCCUCUUCCAUUCCAUACCGGAGUGGGGGAAUGAUCCAAUGUAUCAACUUCUCUUCUCAGCCACACAUGCAUCGAGCCGCUGUUUCGACCAGCCAGCCAUACGGCGGUAUACCGAUGCUUCUUUUGAUAUCCUUCUCUUGUGCUCUUUGGACCUUUUUGACGACUCGGCGAAGAAUUUUGGUAAUAUCGGCGGGGGAUGUGACGGAAGAUGGAAGAUGGGAGCCAUGUUGCUGACUGAAGAUGUGAUGGACAUCUGACACAAACUUCUCAACUUGCUGCGGCAGUAGAAGAUACAUACUGGAUUUUUCUCAUUUCGUUCAUGUUUUCGGUCUUGUAUCUAGUCGUUGUUCUUUUUUCUUUUUGGUUUCUUUUGUUGCAAUGUGGACACGAAGAUGAGAAUUGAUGAGAAACUCCGCAGUCAUGAUAAAAAAGGACGGCGUUCGGGAGUUGUCUUUUCUGUUCCUCCGACACGUGGUACGCAUGCAAGGGCUUUUGGUGGUGGAAGAAGGGGGUUGGACAAAGGGUGACGAUGAAGAAAAAUUGGUAUCAAACGCAAAGAGCUUUGACAUGG